Molecule: messenger RNA, 5170 nt
Organism: Xyrichtys novacula (pearly razorfish)
Lineage: Eukaryota; Metazoa; Chordata; Actinopteri; Labriformes; Labridae
Source: the annotation of a GenBank genome assembly
GCACACGGUCUCGAAUCAGCUGACUUCCGGGUCGGCUCUCGUCCGAUUAAGUUUCUCUUUCAGCAAAAACUUUUGAAGAAAACCCCAUCGACAGGCAGACGGCCGGGAGCUUAUCUCUGUUGUCUCCGUGUGAUGAUCAGAGCGAACCGGCUCAGACACCAGAUGGGAAGAAAAACACUCCGAUAAGGAACCGAUUAACCUUUGAGUAACUCGCUGACAGGUGAGGAAGCGUUUCGAUAACAGGUAAAUAACUCUUUUGAAUACAUUGGCAAGGAGACUGUUUGAAUUAGAAUGUGUUUUGAAGUUCGGUGUAAGUAGUUUAAAGCAAAGAAAGCAGCGUUAGCUAACAUGAGCCGGCUGGUUCUUAUCUCCAAUCCGCUCAGCUGACUGUCAGGCACCGCAGAGCCCUGAAGCUGGGAGUCAGUCCUCUCUCAGCUCUUUUACACAGCUGUUAUUCUCUCUAAAGGGCAUUUAAAAGAACAUUUAAGACAUACUAACAGUUUAGUGUUUUUUAAUUGAAGUGUCAUCUACCUGCUGUCAAAAUAAAAUGAAACUUUUAAGAGCUCUGAAAGGUUUUCCUGUCAUAAAAAGGCUGUAUUACAUAACAGCACACUGACAUCUACUGUAGAGUCAGAAACAAGAGACAGGAGGUUUUCCCUGACCAGUUUACAGCCAAUGUCUUACACUCAAACUAUGGCCAAAAAAAGCAAUCCUAAUGUUUUUGGGGAAAGGAGAACCUUCGCAUGUUAGAUUCUGACUGGAAGAAAUCGUAAAACUGAGGUCUUUCUUUCACUUUUUUGUUGUUUAAUGGAAAAUCUGGACAGAUUUCAAUCAAUCAAUCAAUCAAUCAAUCAGUCUUUAUUCAUACAGCACUUUUCAUACACAGCAAGUACACAAAGUGCUUUACACAGAAAAAGGAACAAGAGAAACAAAGAAUACCCAAAUCUACCCCAGCCCAACCCUUCAUUCCCACCCCACGAUCUGAAUGCAUCAGAAACAGAAUUAAAACUUCAAAAGGGCUUGAUUUCGUGGAAACAGGAACGUGCGCACUGAGGAAACGUCAUUUUAAAACUCAAGAUAAGGAAACACUGGAGGUUAAGGUUGAAAUCUAAAAACAAAGAAACAUCGAAUGAAAUUUAAGAAAUAAUAAAUAAAAUGAAAUAAAAGCCACAGUAAAAGAUACUAAAAUAAGAGCACCAAAAUAGCUCAAUCAAAGACGAUCCUGUCAUUAAACCUAGAAAGAGAUACAUUUAGUUAAAAGCAAGACUAAAAAGGUUUUGUAAUACUGGAUCUUCACAAGUAUUUUCUCAACAAAAAGAUUUAACUAAAAUGUUAAAGAAUCUACAUUAGAUCUGUAUAAUUUGUUCAAAAUGUGUUUGGUUUUACAGGUUUAACAGGAAGAAGAAAUACAUGAAUGAUCUCUACAAUGUGGACAGAAAAGCAGAGAGGAAUCAGAGUUUCUCAGCAGGAGCUGCUCUGCAAGAAUGCCUGUGGAUAUUAUGGGAACCCUGCGUGGCAAGGCUUCUGCUCUAAGUGCUGGAGAGAGCGGGCACGCCCGGCAUCGGCUCAGAGACAAGAGACAAGGUAAACCUGCUCCUAAUGAGCAUCACCCACUAACGCACAGAGUAGCGUGAAUAGUAUGACUAAUGUGUCAGCUGGAAUGACGCUGGCAUGAUGUCAGCGUUGAGUUGGUGUGUAGAUGAACUCAUGUCAAAGUAGGGCUGGACGAUAUGGGAAAGAGUUCAUCAAAAUAUAUAUAUUUUUUGCUCCGCUCAGGGGUUUGUAACCUUUUGCAUGGCGCAUGCUCUGCCGCAUGGCGCUGCUUCAGGUGAUGAAAAAGAUUUGAGUUAUUCCCCGACUUUGCAAGGACAUGUACUCGACAUAAUCUGCAGUACACAUUACUCUGCUUCAUGUCCGACCUCAAAAAACCAAAAUGCCUCCACACCAAUGUUUUCGUGCCAGUGUUGUCGACGAUGUCAUCAUCUGUUGAGUCUUCAUCUGCACUUCUGCCAAGGGUAGCACUCAUUUUCUAUUUUUCUCACCGACAGUGCUGUCGGCUUCACGUGUUAAAGUGCUGUGGUUGCGUGUAGCUGCCGCCUGCAACUGUGCAGUUGUUUGCUACUUGGUUCUAAUUCAGCCCGAUUAGUUCAUUGCAAAGCAGACCCGGAACCACUCCCCUUUUCAUUGGCCAUUCAUUUAGUCGACCAAAACAUGGCAGAAUGUCAACUAUUGAAAAGCAUAUUGGCCAUGUUUCAUAUUGAUAUCGAGGGAAAUUAGCCCUGCAUCAAAGUAUCUCAGGAGUUAAUGGAAACUAUUAAGAAGGUUCAAACUACAACAACUGCUAAACACUGUAACUUUUGAAGUCUAAGUACCAAAUAGAUAUGUCAGGAUUACACUGACAUUGAAAUAAUUAUCAGCACAUGAUAACUAAAUACAAAAAGAUUCACAGUGACUGAAUCGGGAUAGCUGAUGUUGUAAUUCCCUCCAGGCCAAGCAAUGAUGGAACUCCUCUCACGUUCUCCAAAUUUGAGGAGAAGAAAAGCACAGAGAAGGGUCGUCGGAUUAACACCAUGAGGAGACUCUUCUGGGGCAGCCCAUCACCCCCGAAACGUCAAGGUUGUCCAGUUCAUUUUCCUCAAUCCCGUAUAAUCGACACGAGAACACACAAAAAGUUUUCUUUGUUUUUGCCUGGAAUAAUAAUACAUGGUGUCCCUGCAGAGUCUUCAGAGACCUUUACAAAUGUGUUAAAAGCCUAUCAGAGCCUCGAACCCGGGGACUUCACCGGUUUCCUAAAGAUACUAAGGAGUCCCUCCUCUCAGCGCUUGCAGUCCAGAUGUACAGCUUUUCUCAACACAAUGGAAGCUUACCAUGUAAUUAUCUGUUCAGACAAAUUCACAUGACUACUCUCAAUUGUAUGUCCUCGUUUUACUGAUCAUGGAUUCAUCUUUACAGCAUCUGCCUGUUCAGAAGCAGUCAGAUCUUGUGCAAGAUUUCUACCAGUCUUUUGCUGAAUAUUUUAGAUGUGAGUAAAAAUUACUUUAAUUCUUUUUUGGACUGUUUUGGAAGCAUGAUAGAAUUAAAAUAUGAGUUUUUUUUCUUGUUUUCAGCUUUUCCUGAGGCUCAGAUCACUCAGAUAAUGGAGCAUGUAGAGAAGUUAAUAAUGACACGACUGCACAAAUGGGUCUUCUGCCAUGACAGCUGUGAUGAUGAGCAGAAGGAUUUAGUCCUUCAGAGAAGAAUACGGUAAUCAUAACAUGAAAGUUCUGAUUUUAUAUAUGAUCAAGAUAUCCAACCUGAAAACCCUGUUUAGUGCAAAUUUUCUUUUUUACUUUGCAGCUCCUUAAACUGGGUAACUCCACAGAUGCUGAGUGUGCCUUUUCCUGAUAAACAGACUUCAGUCACAGGCGACCCCUUUCUGCCAGCGAUAACAGGUGAAUCAAGUUUAAGGAAACAGUUUAAUAUCUUGGGAAGUUAGUGUAUUCACUAUCCUGAGGCAAGUUAGAUGAGAAGACUAGUACACUGUAGUACUCUCAUAUCUUUCAGUUAAAUGUCAGGGUAUGUUUCUACUGUAAAACUGCAGUGUUUUUUAUGUUUCCUACUUCGUAGAUUGACAUUAAAGUGUCAUAGAUCUUCCCCCUCUUUCAAAAAAAAACAAUUUGUCUUGCAUUGAAAUGCUGCGAAAUUACUAAGAUAAUUACUGACUUGUCAUCCUGCACUCUGUUUCCUCAACAGCUAUAAUUGAAAUGGAUGCCAAAAGAGCCCCUCAGGACAAACUUGCAUGUGUGUCCAAAUGCAGUCAACACGUCUUUGAAGCACUCUCCACCUCGAACAGCGAGCCUGCUAAUGCUGAUGACUUCCUGUCAGGCCUAAUUUAUGUAGUGCUGAAGGCGAAUCCUCCUCGCCUUCACUCCAACAUGCAGUAUGUGAUUCGUUUUGGUCUCCCUCACAGUCUGAUGGCAGGGGAGAGCGGCUACUAUUUCACAAACCUGGUAUGUCCACAGCAUGGUUCUCCGUACAGCUUACAAAGUCUGUUAAGCACUAAUUUUCCUGCCUUUGUUUUUCCCAUUUUAGUCUUGUGCUGUGGCCUUCAUCGAAAAACUGGACGGACCAGCACUUAACCUCAGCCCUGAAGAGUUUGACGGCUACAUGCUGCGUCAGCGAGCUCCUGCUGCUCGAAACAAGAGGCUGCAGGUGGCCGGUGACGCACAACACCUGUUGGAGGAGCUGCAAGGCAGACAGGAGAAGCUGGACCAAGGAAUGGAUGCUCUGAACAUGCAGCUGCAGGAGUGGGUCCAAACGGUUAAUUUUCAGUUAGAUGAAGCCACAGCCAAGUUUGCUCUGGUACAGAAAGAUUUAACCACUCAGUCUGAGCUUUCCCAGGGUUCUUUAUCCUCGUCCCAUGAUGCAUCACAGCAACUGGUUAACAGCGAGCCAUCGGUGUUGGUGCUUGAGAAUAAACUUGCAGGACCAAAAGAUACAGACUGUUAGCUGUACUAAUUAAAAAACACUAAAACCGUUACUUGACUUUUUUGAUCAUCAGCACUAACACUUUUAGGCUGUGUAACAAAUAAAGAAUUAUAUUUUGAAGCCACAUUUGCACAAGUUCCAACCAUAGAAACAUGAAGGAGAACUUCAUGAAGGAGGUAUUUCAGAGUGCACCGAAGUUUUUUUGAUGACUGUUUUGAAACAUGAGCUGCACUUAUAUAUCCUUUUUAAAGGUGAGGGCCCUAAAAGCACAUUCCAGGUUUUGGUAUCAGCCGUGAUCAGAAGUAAUAUUCAAGCACUCAGGGUACUCAUCACUCAUAUGAAUGACACCUAACACUUAAAGGGGCUGACACUCACUUUUUUAAACUAGAGUACACCGGUGUGCCUAUCUGUAGACUGCUGUGAAAUUCAUAAAUUUAUUAAAUGAGAAAUGAUAGAGAAGAAGUCAGGGAUAUGUUCAGGCAUUAUUUUUCAAAGCUGUGUAAAUGUUUUCAGUAGGCUGCCUUCAUUGUCUGUUUAAACAUAACAUGCCUGGUGAUAAAACUAUUUAACAGAUCUGCUGAAGUUCUCAGAAGGUACCUGCAGUUUACGAUUACUGAAGGAUGUUUAAAGAAAUGAAAGGAGUUAAUGUAAUAAUGAUUAUUUUAUGAAGUAUUUUAUUAAAGUUGAAUUAUAUGAUUUGCUA